UCUGUGGAUUGACUUACCUGACUCGACUCCAAAUCACUUUCAGUGGCAUAACCGUAAUUACAGAACAUUUCAUUGUCGUUUAGCUUAAACCAACACAUAUACCCCCAAAAGGCCAUCAAUUUUGAAUACUGGCCGUUACUUCUUACCUCCCCCCAAUGAAUAUAUUUUUUUCCCGGCAGAAAUCAUAACCAGAAUAACGAACCAAACUCUCUCAAAAUGUCAAAAAUACCCUUAUCAGUUCCCAUAAUUGCGAUCCCUCUCUUUCUUCUCGUCCUGGUGGCCUUACCCCUGGAGGUAAUUUCACAGUCCCUGGAUACCGAGCGAUCAAUCCUGCUCAAACUCAGGCAACAAUGGGGGAAUCCGCCAUCGCUUUCGUCGUGGAACUCCUCGUCCUUGCCGUGCGAUUGGCCCGAGAUUCAAUGCUCCGACGACGGCACCGUCGUCACCGGAGUUUUACUCCGCGAAAAGGACAUAACGGAGAAGAUUCCGGCGACGAUUUGCGACCUCAAGAACCUCACUUCUCUCGACCUGGCACUGAAUUACGUCCCCGGGGAUUUUCCGAAAGUUCUAUACAACUGCUCGGAGCUCCGAUUCCUCGACCUCUCGCAGAACAACUUCACCGGCAGAAUUCCCGACGACAUCGACCGGAUUUCAGGCCUCCGGCUUUUGGACCUCAGCGGGAACAACUUCUCCGGCGACAUUCCGGCGUCUAUCGGCCAGUUUUCGGAGUUGCGAGAGCUUAAUCUUCAUAUGAAUUUGUUCAACGGGACAUUUCCGAGCGAGAUCGGAAACUUGUCGAAUCUCGAACUGCUAAGAUUGGCCUAUAACGGCCUCUUCAUCCCUGCUUCGAUACCGGCGGAAUUCGGAAAGUUGAAGAAUUUGAAGGAAUUGUGGAUGACAGGCACUAAUUUGGAAGGAAAUAUCCCGGAAAGUUUCGCUGAUCUUCAGAACCUCGAGAAAUUGGACCUUUCGAUGAACAAGCUAGACGGUUCGAUUCCUAGCGGAUUGUUUUUGUUGAAGAAUCUAAAAUUUUUACUUCUAUUUCAUAAUAGAUUGUCCGGUGAGAUUCCGAGACCUGUUCAGGCACUGAAUUUGAGCGAAAUUGAUAUUUCUAUGAACAAUUUGACCGGUUCGAUACCGGAAGAUUUCGGAAAGUUGAGCAAUUUGUCGGUUCUGAACCUGUUUUCGAAUCAAUUGAGCGGCGUGAUUCCGGCGAGUUUAGGCCUAAUUCCGACGCUGAAGCUCUUCCGCGUCUUCAACAACAAGUUGAACGGAACUCUGCCGCCGGAGAUGGGCCUACAUUCGAAGCUCGAAGCUUUCGAGGUCUCGAACAAUCAACUGGCGGGAGAACUACCGGUAAAUCUAUGCGAAAACGGCGCUUUACGGGGAAUGAUUGCGUUCGCCAAUAACCUUAGCGGAGAAUUGCCUAGAGGUCUAGGAAAUUGCAGUUCUUUGAUUAGUAUUCAGCUUUACGGGAACAAUUUCUCCGGCGAGGUUCCGCCGGAGUUGUGGACGGCGAUGAAUUUGUCGACUUUGAUGAUCAGCAAAAACUCGUUCUACGGCGAGCUUCCGAGCAAGUUGCCGUGGAACUUGUCAAGGCUGGAAAUUAGUAACAACAGAUUCUCCGGCGAAAUCCCCACGGGAGCGUCCACUUGGGAGAGUUUGAUCGUUUUCAAGGCUAGUAAUAACCAGUUUUCCGGGAAAAUUCCGGUUGAAUUCACGAGCCUUUCGCGAUUAACGACUUUGUUGCUCGAUGGGAACCGGUUUUCGGGCGAAUUGCCGUUGGAAGUCGUCUCAUGGAAGUCACUAGACACGCUUAAUCUCUCAAGGAAUGAACUCUCAGGCCAAAUUCCACAAUCUAUUGCUUCUCUACCGAACCUUCUUUACUUAGACUUAUCAGAAAACCAAUUGUCAGGUGAAAUUCCUCCUCAGCUUGGCCGUUUGAGGCUAAAUUCACUCAACUUGUCUUCCAACAAUCUUUCCGGGAAAAUCCCAUAUGAGUUUGACAAUCUUGCUUAUGAAAACAGUUUCUUGAACAAUCCAAAUCUAUGUUCCAACAAUUUGAUUCUUCUUAAAACUUGUGGUACCCAAUAUUUCCGAAACUCCAAAACGUUCUCUUCCAAAGUCCUUGCCUUGAUUCUGAUACUCGCCAUUAUGGUUUUGCUGGUGACUGUUUCGUUGACCUUUUUCAUGGUCAAACAGCAGAGAAGGAAAAGGCAUGAUCAGAAGUUAGCGUCAUGGAAGCUUACCUCAUUCCAAAGAUUGGAUUUCACAGAAUAUAACGUUUUGAGGAACUUAACGGAGAACAAUCUGAUUGGUGAUGGAGGAUCAGGGAAAGUUUACAGGAUUGGCACAAAUAGUCUUGGUGAAUUUGUGGCUGUGAAGAAGAUUUGGAACGACAGGAAAUGGGAUGAGCAUUUGGAGAAGGAAUUCCUAGCAGAAGUUCACAUUCUGGGAAUGAUUAGGCACUCCAACAUUGUGAAGUUGCUGUGCUGCAUUUCAAGCGAGAACUCGAAGCUUCUCGUCUACGAGUACAUGGAGAAUCAGAGUCUAGAUAUUUGGCUUCAUGGAAGGAGGAGGAAAUUAUUGAGUCAUGGAAUUGGUUUGGCUCAUCAUGCUGUUUUGGAUUGGCCUAGGAGGCUGCAGAUUGCAAUUGGGGCUGCACAAGGGUUGUGCUACAUGCAUCAUGACUGCUCGCCGUCCAUCAUUCACCGCGAUGUUAAGUCAAGCAAUAUAUUGUUGGAUACUGAGUUCAAGGCAAGGAUAGCAGAUUUUGGGCUUGCCAAGAUAUUGGCCAAGCAUGGAGAACACCACAGUGUUUCUGCCAUUGCCGGAUCUUUCGGUUACCUCGCCCCCGAAUAUGCUUACACGGCAAAGGUCAAUGAGAAGAUUGAUGUUUAUAGCUUUGGGGUUGUACUACUUGAACUAGCAACUGGAAGGGAGCCGAAUUGUGAAGAGGAGGAUAUGAACUUAGCGGAAUGGGCAUGGCAGCAUUACGGUGAUGAAAAGCCUAUUAGUGAUGCCCUUGACGUGGAGAUAAAGAAACCUUGUAAUUUAGACGAGAUGACCACUGUGUUCAAACUAGGACUCAUGUGUACAAGCACUUCACCUUCGGCUAGGCCUUCUAUGAAGGAGGUUUUGCAGAUUCUUCGUCGAUACGGCAGUCCAGAAGCAUAUGAAGCCAAAAGGGUGGGGAGUGAAUUUGAUGUUGCUCCACUUAUGGGCAAUACAAAGUAUCUUACAAGUUACAGAGGCAAGAAGGAGAGGGGCUCAGAGGAAGAUGAAGAUAGCUUUUUCAGUACGACACAUUCCUAGUUGCAAAGAAAACUCAUUUCGGGACAUCCGACAGUCGAUCAGUGGCUGCGCAGCCUGUGCGCAAAUCUGUUUUUGUGUACAAGGAAAACAUUGUAUUAGAGAUAUGAAUAGUAGAAUAGUCUUGGGAGAGAAGUGAGCUCUACGGGAGCAGGCAUUCAAAGCAAGUGCCAAGUAAUGUACAUAUUUAUGCGGUAAUAAACUGUCCAACAUAUCUAGAACUAGAAGUCUUAAAUUCUAAUUUCUCGAAACCUUAUAUGGCAGCUGUUGUGUGGAAAAAUAUGACGGACACAUGGACGAACGAUAAUACGACACGUGGCCUUAACUACUCUCCGUCAAGCAACAACCCUCAACGUCCAUGGCUCCCUCCUAUUCCGCUGGAAAGCCCAAAGCACGAAGUCCAAAUUAGGGCGACGAUUCCUUCUGGCGUCAACAGAUCGCGCCGUCGAGAUUAAGGCACGAAGAUCCCUCGACCGCAGAAAGGACCGCCAAAGAGGGCGAUUGGGCUAAGCAGCGCUGACAACGAGGGGAACGUUCUUUAGAGGACGUGACGGGUUGUGUGCAAAAGUGGAGGACGUCUGCAGGCAUUAAUUGCAAGCUCUCAAACCGCCCCACAGGGGACAGGAAAGUAUUACGGGGAAGCACAAAGCCGUAAUAGGAGACUGAUUGGCUGAGUGAACAGUGCUGAUUAGUGGGCUACGUCUGGGCCUACCAAGGAAUAGCACUUGAGUGCUUCCACCCAUGAAGGAAACCCCCUAAGCGAAGGAAGCCCAGUAUAAAAGGAGGAAGACUCCAGUAACGAAGGGGUUCAGAGAUUCCAGCAAAGAAAAAAGAGAUUUAAUGAGAGCAAUUGUUGUAAAUUGUUAUCUUCUCAAAAGAAAUACAAAAUCACAGUGGAUGUAGCUCUCAUUUUAUAAAG
This is a messenger RNA of Morus notabilis, 4231 nucleotides long. Its product is annotated as receptor-like protein kinase HSL1. Gene Ontology annotation, cellular component: plasma membrane. The coding region runs from base 217 to 3315 and encodes 1032 amino acids. The record is from RefSeq and is a predicted model, not a curated record. Lineage: Eukaryota; Viridiplantae; Streptophyta; Magnoliopsida; Rosales; Moraceae. Gene Ontology annotation, molecular function: ATP binding; protein binding; protein kinase activity. The transcript has 2 exons. Gene Ontology annotation, biological process: protein phosphorylation.